AUGGAGCUGGCCGGUAAAAAGAGAGUAAAUCAACUGCAUGAACUUGAGGAGUUUAGGCUCCACGCGUAUGAGAAUGCCAAGCUUUACAAGGAAAAGACAAAGAGGUGGCAUGACAAGCACAUAGUUACUCGUACUUUCACUCAGAGGGAAAAUGUACUACUCUUUAACUCUAGAUUGAGGUUAUUCCCUGGAAAACUAAGGUCUAAAUGGAUUGGUCCUUUAGAAGUGGUAAGAAUGACACAACAUGGGGCUAUUGAACUUAAGGGUAAAACGGGCCUUACGUUCUUCGUCAAUGGGCAAAGGGUGAAACACUACUUUGGUGAGGAUUCAGAUCGUGAUCAGGAGGCUCUUGAGCUAAAUGAUGAAUGA
Solanum stenotomum is the source of this 369-nucleotide messenger RNA. RefSeq lists its product as uncharacterized. The record is from RefSeq and is a predicted model, not a curated record. The coding region runs from base 1 to 369 and encodes 122 amino acids. The transcript is spliced from 2 exons. Lineage: Eukaryota; Viridiplantae; Streptophyta; Magnoliopsida; Solanales; Solanaceae.